AUGAGCGAUGGGGGGAGCGAGGCCGGCAGGCGAGCCCUCCUCCGGGGGGAACCCGGAGCCCUCCCGGAGCCAGCCGGAGCCAAGCUAGAGGGGGCCAAGCUGAGAGCCGGGGCGGCCGCGGGAAGACUCAAGGAGCUGGCGGCGGCCCCCUCGGCCUCCAGCCCGGGCUCGUCCCAGGAGUGCGCCCCGGAGACCGACAGCCAAGCGGCGGGAGGGGAGGCGGAUUACUGCCGCCGGAUCCUGGUGCGAGAUGCCAAAGGGACCAUCCGGGAGAUUGUCCUUCCCAAAGGUUUGGACCUGGAUCGGCCCAAGAGGACCCGGACCUCUUUCACCGCCGAACAGCUCUACAGGUUGGAGCUGGAAUUUCAGCGCUGCCAGUAUGUUGUGGGCCGGGAAAGAACAGAGCUAGCCCGACAGCUGAACCUCUCUGAGACGCAGGUCAAGGUCUGGUUCCAGAAUCGCCGCACCAAGCAGAAGAAGGACCAGAGCCGGGACUCUGAGAAGCGCACCACUUCCACCUCCGAGUCUUUUGCCACGUGCAACAUCCUCCGACUCCUGGAGCAAGGGAGGCUCUUAUCUGUCCCGGCCCCUCCUGCGCUGCUUUCCCCAACUUCCAACCCCAUCGGUUCUCCUUCCGGCAACGGGUCCUCCAUGGGGACACCAGGAAACACCUCACCAGGGCUCAGCAGCCGGGGAAGCCCUCCUGGGUCGGGGGGCUUCAGCUUGCAAGUCCCCACCUUGGCCUCCUCGGCUUCCCCGCGGCUCCCCACCACCCCGCUCUGUUUCAGCGGCCCACUGCUGGGGAGCCUGCAUGAAUUACCUAGCAGUUACGGACUGGGGACAUCCGCCUUCGAGCCUUACAUGCGGCUGGAAAGGAAAGACAAUGCAAUACCCAGCAAGAAGCCAAGUCCUUAA
Molecule: messenger RNA, 915 nt
Organism: Euleptes europaea (tarantolino)
Lineage: Eukaryota; Metazoa; Chordata; Lepidosauria; Squamata; Sphaerodactylidae
Gene: VAX2
Product: ventral anterior homeobox 2
Exons: 3
Coding region: 1-915 (304 amino acids)
Biological process (GO): central nervous system development; brain development; neuron differentiation
Molecular function (GO): DNA-binding transcription factor activity, RNA polymerase II-specific; DNA binding
Source: RefSeq, a predicted model, not a curated record